UUUAUGAUGUGGCGGAAUGUCACAUGAUAUGCGACCUUUUUGCACAUGACCACGGAUGCGAGUAGUCGGACUAUAUGUGAAAAUAAAAUAUCAUAGACAUGGAAUCGCUGUGGGUUUUCUGUUUUGUUCUUAUAUCACAAGCAUUGGCUUACAAAACGUAUUACAUGGAUGAGAACUGUGGGAACACUCUGAAUCUGGAUACUUAUUUCCGACUCCAAGCUUCCAGAAAGUCAUCGCUUUCCUCGGGUCUGAACUGCAGUGUUGACAUUUUUGCCACCUCCAAGAAGCUCGGGGGUAGCGCGCGAGUUCAUGCCCGAUUCCUUAGCAUCAAUAUGCCAUUCUCUACUCCGGUUUCUGGCUGCGAUAGAGUGAAACUAGAACUCCAUGAUGGAAUACGGAACAAAACCUUAUUAACACCAAAGAACGGACUUUGUGGGGAUUCCUUAUACAACUCGUACAGCUAUGUCACGGUCAACGAUAAUUUUAUGACCUUCACCUUAACAACUAAUCCCUCACCCCAGAUUGGUACAUUUGAUGCCAUCAUUACAAAUUUCCAUCAGCUUGAAGAUCCCAACGAUGCAUGUCUAAAUGGAUGGUGGAGAUGUGGAAAUGAUCGAUGUGUGGAUCCCUCCACAAAGUGCAACACCUUUGACAACUGUGGAGAUAACACCGAUGAAACAUACGAGAAGUGCAAACCAACAAUGUAUUUUUACGAAAAUUGUGGUCAAGAAAUCCAUGUGUACGACGCCGUCCAUUUGAAACUGAAGAGAAGUGGCAGCUCAUUGAUCCCAAACACAGUCUGUGAUAACAUUGUAGUAUCUCAUAGCAAAUCGUCAGGAGUUGGGGCGCCUGCGCAGGUUUAUGCCCAUUUCCGUUCUAUAAAUCUUCAGCAGAAAGUAUCUGGAAAUUGCACUGCCGCAAGACUUGAUGUUUUUGAUGGACUGAGAAACAAAAAGAGAAUUUCUGGAAGUGAAGGUUUGUGUGGAACUUCAUUGCAAACUGUAGAUUACACGACAGAUCAGGAUAAUUUUAUGCCAAUAGAAUUCACCACAGAUGGAUCAAAUCAAGUCGGAAGCUUUGAAAUCACAUUGACCAAUUUUCAUACUGGUGAAUGUUUGGCCGGGGAAUUCCAAUGUACAAACGGUCGUUGUGUGGACUCCACAGUACAGUGCGAUGGCUACCAGAACUGUGGAGAUAACAGUGACAAUGUGUCCGAUCUAUGCUCCGUGAUAGCCGGCCUCGCGGCGGGCGCCAUUGUGGCUAUUGUUCUCUCUGUCAUCUUCUUUGUUAUCUUUUUGCCAAUUUUUAUAAUCGUUGUUAUGGGACGAAGGCGCAGAAAUAGAUAUUCCGGAAUCUGAGAUGUUGUAUUGUAUAUAUGCGGAACAUUUGUUUAAAAGUCGAACCAACUUAAUUAAUUGUGAUCAAAACAUAUUUUGUUGUUGAUAUUUAUUUUUUAUAAAGAUUUGUUUAUAUAACAAAAUAUA
This is a messenger RNA of Magallana angulata, 1484 nucleotides long. RefSeq names its product low-density lipoprotein receptor-related protein 2-like. Lineage: Eukaryota; Metazoa; Mollusca; Bivalvia; Ostreida; Ostreidae. The transcript is spliced from 7 exons. The coding region runs from base 99 to 1358 and encodes 419 amino acids. Gene Ontology annotation, molecular function: protein binding. The record is from RefSeq and is a predicted model, not a curated record.